AUGGCGCAACACCUCCUGCACGCCCAAGAUGUGGAUACGCAUCGCGGGCAUGGUCUCUACGACCGACAGCAUGCGGCUCAUGUUGCCGAUCAAGAUGUGAACGAAAGCCAGCGCGCUCAUCUCGCCUUUGAGUUUGAUCGAAAAAUGCAUGAUUGGCAAGACGAGCUGCAAAGUGAUCGCCUCGACGCAUACAAGGAAGACCUGGCGCUGUGGUUUAAAGACGUGCUGAAUGCCAACAUUAAGGCUUCUUCCUUCCUCUCCGACAUUGAGAAUGGCGUCUAUCUCAUACAGCUCGCAGAGGCCAUCAACGUGGGCGAGGCUGAAUGGCACAAGGCGCAGCAGACCAACCCCGAUGCUCCUGAUUCCUUUUAUUCACCUCCGAUGAAACUACAUCUCAACGCCAAGACUCAUAGCGGUACUUGGCAAGCGCGCGAUAACGUCGCCCAGUUUAUCCAAUGGUCACGAAACCUUGGCGUCCGAGACACAAUCCUGUACGUCAAACGCUCCCCUGCGCAACCCGCAGAGUGCUUUGAGUCCAACGACGUCGUAGAAAUGCGUAAAGAUCGCAGCCGCAAAAAACGCGUGCUCUACUGUCUGAUGGAGAUCGCUCGCAUUCAACACGGGGUUGAGCCCCCCCAGCUCAUCAAAAUGGAGCAUGAGGUUCAAGCUCUGCUGGAGGGUGUCAUGGAACAUCAACAUGCCGACGCAGAAGAUCUCACCGAAGCCAUCCGGAAGCUGCUGCGAGAACUCAACAUGGACCCCACUCUGGCGGACGAUCGGGAUGACCUGGGCCGUUAUCGCUUUGGAGCCGGUGAUCCUGGUGUCUUUGUUCGUCGACUGGGUCGACAUCUUAUGGUACCCAUGGAGAACGACUGGAUCACGCUCAAGCAUUACCUUCGUGUACUCAACAGCGGACGUCCCGACGCCCUGCGCAACAUGCAGGAUCAAAUGAAACAAUCAAUUCAACGUGCACGUGACUCCUCCAUGCGCCGAAAAAAACAAGCCGGUGAGCUUGAGCAGCUCAAACGCCAAAACUCAGAAAAGCUCAAGGCUGCUGAGGCCGAACGUCAGCAGCUAGAGGCGGAGCGCGCCAAAGCUGAGGCCGAACGCGAGGCUGCUCAACAAAGUGCUGCACAGCUACAAAAUCAGAUACAAAAUCUCGAGGGCCAAAAUGGCAAUGCUCUCAAGGAACUCGAGGCGCUCAAAAAAAAGCUGGCAGACACUGAGCAAGAAAAGGAGCGCAUCAAGCAAGAAGGCGAAGAGCAACUGAAGCGGGCUGCGGAUCGACUUGCAGACUUGGAGAAGCAGCGCACCGAGGCAGACCAGGCUGCUCUUGCACACCUGGACGACGACCUCCAGAAGGAAAGGCAGAACUUGGAUGCCGAGCGCGCUCAACGCCGUGCCUCUCACACGGCACACGCAGAUGAGGUGGCCAACAUACAGGAUGCCAUCUCGGCAAAAGAAAAGGCGGUUGCUGACGUGCAAGCGCAAUUGGAUGCGCUUCAGACCGAGCGCGACAAGGCUCGACAGGAAAAUGAGCGACUCCUCAAGCAGCUAGCGGAUCGGGACGCACAGAUGGACCAGGAGACUGCAGCUGAGCAGAAGCUUCGAGAUGAUCUUCAGGCCCUCAAAGACAACUACCAGGACGCCAUGCAGCAGCUGGACGAUACCAAGGGCGAGUUGGAUCGUAUUCGUGCAGACAAUGAUCGUGCUCGUGCCGAGUUCGAGCGCUCACAGCAAGAUGCACAGGCCCAACUCGAGCAGCUCAAGAAGGACAAACUCGAAGCUGCAAACGAUGGCACCGAAGCGCUAAAACAGGCGAAAGAAAGGCUUCAAGAUGCUCUGGACACGAUCGAAAGUGAGAAACGUGCGCGAGAAGCGGCCGAAGCUGCGUCACAAGCUGCCAUGGAUGUGCUUCAAGAUAAAUUGGACAAGACUGAGGCCGAUGUAUCUGACAUGAAGAAUCAGCUUAACGACGCUGCGACAGACAAGGCUGCAUUGCAGGACGAGCUGGAGCACGAUCGACAGCAGCGCUUACGUGCACCAUCAACACGCCAGUCGCGUCGUCCUUCCGUUGGGUUGGCAGAUGCAGCUCAAGCUGCCAAGUUUCACAAGACCAAGGAUGCUCACGCUCAAGCGAAAAAUGAGGUGCAAGAACUCUUGAAAGAUCUUGAUCAGGCCCGUGAUCAGUUGCGUCAAAGGCAAAAGGACAACGAGGCCGCUGAAAAGGCCGCGCGUGCACGCAUGGAGCAACUCAAACGCGCUAAGCAGGCUGCUGCCAAUAUAAGCCCCGAAGCUCUUGAUCAAGCUCAAAAGGAUCUGGACCAGGCUCAUCGUGAUCAUGGUGCUGCCAACAAAGAUCGUGCCCAAGACAUGGCUGACCUGAAGAACGCCAUCAAGGAUUUGGAAAACGAGAAAAACGCUGCAAAGGCUCGGUUGGCUGAUCUGGACCGCGAACUGACCGCACAAGCAGAGCAACAUCGCGCAGACGCCGAAGAAUUGGCUGGCGCAAAGGCCCAAGUUCGAGAUUUGAGAAAAGCCUUGGCCGCCUCACGGUGGCGCGCUGCCCAGGCCGAGAUUGCAAAGGAUGCCAUGGCCCGCCGAGCAAACGAAUCAAAGACAAAUUCUGAGAAAGAUCGAGCCGAAACAGCUGCAACAUUGCGACAACUGGCCGACUUGCAGGGCGAGGUCUUGAGGCAAAGUCGAUCGAGCUCAGUCUCCUCAGAUCAGCCUUCGAUGGGUAGCUCUGCGGUCACUAGCGAAGCUGCAUCUCGUCGUCAUUCGUUUUUCAAUGGCCCGGAGCAAAGCGGACGCAUGCCACGAUCCUCGACAGCUCGAGAGGGGGCUCAUUACGGCACAUCACCAGAGUACGACGAUGUUCCCUCUCGACGAGUAUAUGACAUUCCCGAGGUCGAAGAAGGCGCACCAGGAAAGAGCACACAUCGUCGCCGAGAGCAGUCUCAUUUAGUUCCAGAGGAUCAGCGACGUAACGGUGCAUCACCCGCAGGCGGGAUCGGUGAAAACACACGGUCCAAGGCCCCAGACUUGAUUGAGUACAAGGGACAUCCGUUAGAGGGCAAUGUAAGAUUGCCAAAUGCAACCGCUGCGCCGGACGAGUAUGCGCCGAAGCGACGGGAGCAUGAGGACCUGGAGCGUCACCCUCGGGAGUACGAUGUGUCGGCGCGGAGCGACCGCCGUCCAUCGGAUCAGAUGCCCGAGGAUGUGGAGGAGCGACGACGCCGGGGCCCCGUGGGUGCGCCAGACGAGUAUGUGCCGAAGCGACGGGAGCAUGAGGACCUGGAGCGUCACCCUCGGGAGUACGAUGUGUCGGCGCGGAGCGACCGCCACGAGUAUGCGCCGAAGCGACGGGAGCAUGAGGACCUGGAGCGUCACCCUCGGGAGUACGAUGUGUCGGCGCGGAGCGACCGCCGUCCAUCGGAUCAGAUGCCCGAGGAUGUGGAGGAGCGACGACGCCGGGGCCCCGUGGGUGCGCCAGACGAGUAUGUGCCGAAGCGACGGGAGCAUGAGGACCUGGAGCGUCACCCUCGGGAGUACGAUGUGUCGGCGCGGAGCGACCGCCGUCCAUCGGAUCAGAUGCCCGAGGAUGUGGAGGAGCGACGACGCCGGGGCCCCGUGGGUGCGCCAGACGAGUAUGUGCCGAAGCGACGGGAGCAUGAGGACCUGGAGCGUCACCCUCGGGAGUACGAUGUGUCGGCGCGGAGCGACCGCCGUCCAUCGGAUCAGAUGCCCGAGGAUGUGGAGGAGCGACGACGCCGGGGCCCCGUGGGUGCGCCAGACGAGUAUGUGCCGAAGCGACGGGAGCAUGAGGACCUGGAGCGUCACCCUCGGGAGUACGAUGUGUCGGCGCGGAGCGACCGCCGUCCAUCGGAUCAGAUGCCCGAGGAUGUGGAGGAGCGACGACGCCGGGGCCCCGUGGGUGCGCCAGACGAGUAUGCGCUGAAGCGACGGGAGCAUGAGGACCUGGAGCGUCACCCUCGGGAGUACGAUGUGUCGGCGCGGAGCGACCGCCGUCCAUCGGAUCAGAUGCCCGAGGAUGUGGAGGAGCGACGACGCCGGGGCCCCGUGGGUGCGCCGGACGAGUAUGUGCCGAAGCGACGGGAGCAUGAGGACCUGGAGCGUCACCCUCGGGAGUACGAUGUGUCGGCGCGGAGCGACCGCCGUCCAUCGGAUCAGAUGCCCGAGGAUGUGGAGGAGCGACGACGCCGGGGCCCCGUGGGUGCGCCAGACGAGUAUGUGCCGAAGCGACGGGAGCAUGAGGACCUGGAGCGUCACCCUCGGGAGUACGAUGUGUCGGCGCGGAGCGACCGCCGUCCAUCGGAUCAGAUGCCCGAGGAUGUGGAGGAGCGACGACGCCGGGGCCCCGUGGGUGCGCCGGACGAGUAUGUGCCGAAGCGACGGGAGCAUGAGGACCUGGAGCGUCACCCUCGGGAGUACGAUCUGCCCGCCCCGAUCGAGGUUCCGGCAGACUAUGUGCACAAGCCUCAUCGCGAUGACGAGCGCUCGAUGCGUGAGCGACGUCGUAUUGUUCGCGAGUAUGAGGACGAGUCGGAUGCGCCCGAAGCGCUGGAGUCGUCGCGCCGGCCGCUGCCCGCCCCGAUCGAGGUUCCGGCGGACUAUGUGCACAAGCCUCAUCGCGAUGACGAGCGCUCGAUGCGUGAGCGACGUCGUAUUGUUCGCGAGUAUGAGGACGAGUCGGAUGCGCCCGAAGCGCUGGAGUCGUCGCGCCGGCCGCUGCCCGCCCCGAUCGAGGUUCCGGCGGACUAUGUGCACAAGCCUCAUCGCGAUGACGAGCGCUCGAUGCGUGAGCGACGUCGUAUUGUUCGCGAGUAUGAGGACGAGUUGGACGCCGUGAACAACCGCGGCCAGAGCCGCGCCAUCCGCAAGUCAGAGGGACAUGCUCUCUCCUCUGAAUCAGACUCGAGUGAUUACGAUGAAUUGAUCAUCCGGGAACGGCGCGUCAUCCAGCGCGAGUAUUACACAGAUGAGGACGACAACCAGCCAACGGGGGCUGCCCACCGCGAACCGCGAAACAUUGAAGAUAUCACGCGCCGUCCGCUGCCUGCGCCCAUCGUAGCGCCAGAGGAUUAUAAAUCAACCCCUCGCCGCCAUUCGGAAGAAGACCGACAGGAGAGGCGCGUUGUUCGGCGUGUUUACGCGGAGGAGCGGGACGCAGGUCAUGGGGUCCAACGCGAGCCUCGCCUUCUGGAGGAGUAUUCUCGUCGACCUCUCCCAGCACCCGUAAGUGCCCCAAGUGACUAUGUUUCAAAAGCACGGGAUGAUGAAGAGUUUCGCUUGCGUCAUUCACGAGUGGUUCGCACCGACUUUGAGGAGAUGGACGACGAACGACAGCAACGACAUUCUCAUCUUCACGAGGAAGGCCAUCGCCAACAAUUGCCUGAUCCCAUCAAAGUGCCAAGCGAUUACCAGAAGCCCGUGCUUCGAGACGACGAGUACCGCGUUCGCGAGCGCCUGGAAGUUGUGCAUGAGGCAGUGGAUGACAGCGAGUCUGCGUUGCCUGUGCGGCGCGUGCCAGUGGUUGGAUCUGGCAGUAAGAGCUCGAGUCGCCUGGCUGAACACUCGGAUUAUCGUGAGGUGGUCGACAAGUCAGAAGUAGAUGAAUGGGUGGUGACAGAGGGGUCAUAUCAAGUGCGCACGGGGGCCGAUUCGGAGGAGUAUUUGCCUUUGGCACGCUUGCCCAAGAGCCAUCCUCCCAUUGUAAGCCGCUCCCCUCGUAUGGUCGUUAAGGAAAAGAUCGUGGAGGAUCUCUACAGUGAGGACUCGGAGGGCAGCGAGGUUGACGAGGAGGACAGUGAAGACGAGAGUUGGACGGAAACUGAGGGCCAACACAUUCGGUUGGUUGGUGUGCGUGAGAUUCAAACAGUAACCCGCACGACGUUUUACAGCGACGAUCGAGAACCAGAGCAAGAGAUUGAACAGAACGAUCGUGAGCUCUCAGAAGUCGAGAUUCGUGAGCGCAACCUUUACGCCAAGGCCAUCACAUCGUCUGAGAUGGUCUCAGGAACACGCCUGACACUGCGCCAAGAGGAGACAUCGCCCUCGGAUGACUAUGAACAAGAAAAGUUUUUGUUUGGUAGCGACCACCAUGUCGCCCGCAGAUUGGAGUUGACGUCAGGGGCCAACCGAUCUGACCAACUGGCGGUUCGAUCGAGCAGCAAGGCUGAGUCGCGCCACGCGCACCGCCGAGAGCAUCAACAUCGCCUCCGAUCACAGCACCACAGCCGCCAUGAGGAAGGUCAUAGUGCUUUGUUGGGGCAGCCUUCCCUGUUUCGAUUGCAGCCAACAUUGAAGGAUACACACCGAGGACAUUCCGACCGGCAUGGAUUCGGUCAUCGCAACCAUCAUUCUCAUCAAAACCAUUACGAACAAGAGUACCAGUAUGAGGUUCAGCUCUAA
Molecule: messenger RNA, 6435 nt
Organism: Monosiga brevicollis MX1
Lineage: Eukaryota; Choanoflagellata; Craspedida; Salpingoecidae
Exons: 15
Coding region: 1-6435 (2144 amino acids)
Molecular function (GO): microtubule binding
Source: RefSeq, a predicted model, not a curated record